Molecule: messenger RNA, 6504 nt
Organism: Guyanagaster necrorhizus
Lineage: Eukaryota; Fungi; Basidiomycota; Agaricomycetes; Agaricales; Physalacriaceae
Exons: 10
Coding region: 1-6504 (2167 amino acids)
Biological process (GO): DNA repair
Cellular component (GO): nucleus
Molecular function (GO): methyltransferase activity; ATP-dependent activity, acting on DNA; ATP binding
Source: RefSeq, a predicted model, not a curated record
AUGACCAAGGACAAGAGCCAGCAGAAAGGCCAGCAGUCCAUCACAUCAUUUUUUGGUGGAUCCAAGGAGAUGAAGGACGACCCGUCUUCCGACGUCGACAUGAACGACGAUGACGACGCUCCUAUCGCUUCCACCAAAAAAGGGACCAAAUCCGCCGCGCCAGACGCGUCGGAUUUGCCACCUAUUCAUGAUAUACCCGCCAUUUUCUCUGACCUCGUCAGCAGGAUACCCCCUAUCCAGCAAGUUGCCGAACAUGUCUCUGGACGUAAACUACGCGUUGCGACGAUGUGCUCUGGCACAGAAUCCCCUCUUCUGGCCCUUGAACUUAUCCAGAAAUCAAUAUUGGAGCAGCAUGGCGUCAAUUUUGAAAUUGAGCAUGUAUUCUCGUGCGAGAUCGAGCCUUUCAAACAGGCGUAUAUUGAGAGGAACUUUCACCCUCCCAUCCUCUUUCGUGAUGUCUGUGAGCUGGGUAAUGCUGAAGCUCACACUGCGUACGGUGCAUUAGCGCUAGUACCAGGCGAUGUCGAUCUCUUAGUGGCCGGUACAUCGUGUGUCGACUAUUCCAAUCUUAACAAUGAAAAGCAGGAUAUCGAUGCUAACGGUGAAUCUGGACGUACGUUUCGUGGUAUGAUGUCUUGGGUUACCAACCAUAGACCGCCCAUUGUCAUUCUCGAGAACGUGUGCUCCGCCCCAUGGGCUCGGGUGCAAGAGAAAUUUGAAGUACAUGGCUACAGUGCGACCUUUUCCCGUGUCGACACUAAACAGUACUAUAUUCCCCAUACGCGCACCAGAGUCUAUCUGAUCGCAGUGGACAAGAAAAAUUCUGCCAUUCCCGAUGAGUGGAAGGACUACGUUACAAAGAAACUCAAACGGCCUGCCUCUUCCACUCUGGACGCCUUUUUGUUGGCUUCUGACGAUCCCCGUAUACAUUAUGCCCGUCAAAAGCUCGUGCAGGAGAGCUAUAAUGCCCUUGAUCGGCGCACAGGACGGACCGAUUGGAGCCGUUGCGAGUCUCGGCAUCAGCGAGCAAGGCUUGAGGAAGGUUUGGGAUCGAAACGUCCUCUUACCAGUUGGGAUGAAGGUGGCUUCUGCAAACUUCCGGAUUUUGCUUGGGGAGACUGGGGCAUUGGUCAAGUGGAGAGAGUCUGGGACUUGAUGGAUAUCAGUCAUUUGCGAGAUGCGAAGAAAGGCGUCGAUCCUUCAUACAAGACGCAAGUUUGGAAUCUUUCUCAGAACGUCGACCGUACAAUAGGUUCCAAUAAAGUUGGAAUCUGCCCAUGCCUUACUCCCUCUAUGAUCCCCUACAUCACCAACCGCGGUGGACCGAUGGUUGGCUUGGAAGCUUUGUCGAUGCAGGGUCUUCCUGUGGACAAGCUACUUUUGACACGUGAAACGGAAGAUCAGUUGGCAGAUUUAGCAGGCAAUGCUAUGUCCACAACGGUCGUCGGAUCGUGUAUUUUGGCUGCACUUGUCUGCGGAAAAAAACUUCUCAAAGCGGGGGAUGAUUCAGAGAGCUACGAGUCAAAGCGGGGCACCCAUAUGGACGUCGAGACCCCAAUGGAAGUCGAUCGCCCCGCUGAAGACGUUGUGGCUGCGGAAGACUGCAUUACGGGUGAAGAUCAGCUCGUCCAGAAGUCCCUCGAUCUUUCUGCGACUGGUAAUCGGCCACUGAUUGACCUCUUGAAGGAUGCAGAAAAGAGUGCGCGUCUUUGUGAGUGUGAAGGACGGACAGAUAUGACUACUCGGGAGCUCUUUCGCUGCAAAGAUUGUGGUGCGCCGUACUGUAAGAAGUGUGGUGGUCGUCCUGAGCAUAACGCGGAGCCUAUCGUCUUUUCUACGGAGAAUCCUAGACUGCCGCCCUCGGACUUCGCCAAGGAACUUAAGGCCAUGCUGCCCAUGUCGAUUUCAUUGUCAGGCGUUAGCCAAGCGGUGUUUGAUUGUUUGAAAACGUCUGCCAACAUAAAGAUUCCAGAAGCACGAUGGUCGAGCUGGUGUGCUGCAGUUUUGCGCGCAGCCAAGUCUGAGUUGCGCUUUGUGGAGCCCAAGCGACAGGAGUAUUGGAGCGCUGUGUAUCAGUCGCCUGAGGCUACGCUGGAGCUAUUUUUGCAUCCUCAGCAAAUGGAGUGGCGGUUAUUUGCAAAGCCGGAGGGGCAUGAGCCAGCUAAUGCUGAGAUACGUCAACUGUUGGAAACGCCGGUCGGCAGGUUCACUUGUACUGAAAGCCUGCUAUCCGGCCACUGGGAUUUCGCUCUUCCUCAUAAUUCAUCUGUCACUGUCAAGGUAAAAGGGGAAGGAGAGCUGGUACCUUCUUGGGAAGCACGCCUAGGUCUUACCGAUGACACCUUCAAGAAUAAAACGGUCUUUUCUAGUUUGCGGGUGUCAGUUACUAACUCUGAUGUCCCCAAACUCGAUCGUGAUAUUUCUGGCCUUUAUGCACUUCUUGAUCGUUGCGGAACCGCGAACGGGGCGCUACAUAAAAGAACCUCAGAGAAAGGAACACUACCGCCGUUGUUUAUGCUUAUGGACCCCCAACGAACAAGUGAUUCGGAAGACAGCUUCGUAUUCUCUAUUAGCAGACGCCGUCAUCAAUAUGGUGAAGCGCGUCCCAUUAUUGCGAAACUGGAUCCUUCGUGGCGGCAAAGCUCCAACGAGGAGGAGAAAGAGGUCUCCUGUUGUAUCCCUUGUAAAUGGGUAAGGGCGGAAAAUAUUCAUUUGAUCGCAUCCCAAAGCAAUGACGCGAAAUUUUCCAUUCCCGCCAGGGGACUUGAAAUCCCGAUCCAAAAAGAUGCUUGUCGGAGUGCUACUGCCCUUCUUACUUGCACCGUCCCACUGAAGGAUCACGCUGGACCGGAAUGGCCACGUGAAUCAUGGCGGGAAGUAGAUAAGAUCCAUGAACGUGGCACUUUCAAGGCGUUGGCAUGGCUCUUGGAGCGUAUUCGUGAUGCUGGCAACAAUUUCAGCUCGUGGCAAGAUGUAACAUUGCCAGAGAGUCAUUGUAACUGUGAGCGUUGCGCUCCCACGGCGCCUCAUAUACAAUGGACACAGAUGAACAACAAGAAAGUCGUCCCUGUCGAGGAUCCUGUCGAAGCAGGGGAAUACGAACGUAGACUCAAGAGAAGACCCAGCCCGUUCGUUACGCAGCUGAAACUAACCGAGGACAACACAGGUAUCGUUCGAAUCGGGGUCAACAUCCCGUCUCUUCUUCAUCGCGCACUCUCGCGUCUCCCCAAGGCUGGCCGAACUGAAAAGCCGGUGCUUUCAUGGCGUCUCAACAUGAACUUCACUCCUGUCGUCACCCUGAACCUUCCCAAAUUUGUCAUCUCCAGCAACAAAUCCGACAAGGAACACGCGCAACCGCCCAGUUUCAAGAUUCCGCUCCGCAAGGAGCAACUGCGAUCUUUAGAAUGGAUGCUAAAGCAAGAGUCUAGAAAUGCAGCGCCUUUCAUUGAAGAAGAGAUCUCGGAGAGCAUUCUGGACCCGCUGGGAUGGAGAGCAGAAGGACGUGCGCAGCGUCCGGUUCAUAUCCGUGGUGGCGUACUAGCCGAUCAAGUUGGUUACGGAAAGACGGCUAUCACACUCGGUCUCAUUGACUGUGCCGCUAAGAACGUCGAGAAGGAGUUCGAUGCCAUGGGCCGCGUUAAAGGGAAGAUUCUACUCAAGGCAACUCUAAUUAUCGUGCCACCACAUCUGACAAGGCAAUGGGAUUCUGAGGUCCGUAAAUUUACGAAGAAAGAAUUUAAAGUGCUCGUUCUUUCUACCGUAUCGAACCUUAACUCUGCGACAAUUGAAGAUUUCCGAGAUGCUGACAUCGUUGUUGUUGCGUCCAACCUCUUCAAGAGUAACGUCUACCUCGACAACCUCCAGCUUCUAGCUGCGGCCGGCGCACUUCCUUCGAAGGAGGGCAGACACUUCAAUGCUAACCUACGGAAGGCUCUGGAGUCUUUGAAAGCACAAACGGAUAGACUCCAAGACGAAGGUUCUGGGGCGGUUAUGCACGAAAUCCAGGAUGCCGAGAAGCGGAUCGAAGACGAAGCGGCACGAAUUGCGGCAGCUAUUCAGUCCAAGAGAUUGAAGGGCAAGUCCUACCGUGAUGCAGCCGACCGAAAAGAAGCGGAGAAGAAGGCGGCCCGGGCAGCAAAGGCAAAGUUUCCCAAAAAGUUCAAGAAGGUCGAAGUGGUUAUUCCUAGACUGAGUCGAAACGUUUCAUCCGAAGCAUCAUCUCCUACGACGGCGGAGCAGAGCGAUUCUGACACUAACAAACGGCCUAGGCGUCGUGCUGCUGCGUCACGGAAGGCGAUCAUCAUAUCGGAUGACGAUGAGGGAGACAGCACUACCAGUGAAGCUGCCAUUGGGUCUAAGAAGAUUGAUGGAAAGCCGAAGAAAGUCGAUGGAAAGGCAAAGAAAGGCAGUCAAAAAAACAAGCGCCCUGUUUCGGAUGAUGAAGACUUUGAGAUGGAGAAUUCAGAUGCAAAUGAUGACGAUGAUAGCGAGUCGUCGCCCACUUCGGUUCCAUCUUCGGACGAAUAUGACGAAGAAGAAGACGAGGAAGACGUUCCCAAGAAGGCGUUCAAGAAGGCGAAACCGAAAGUGCGAAGGCCCUCUGCAUCUUCUACUCAAGCUACAGAAGAUGAAGAUAUGGAUGUCGACGAACCUAAGAAAGGUACCAAAAAGUCAGCGAAACGCAAGGCUAGGGAUGAAGGUGAACGACCUGUCAAAAAGCAGAAGCGCGUCGAUAGCGACCCAUGGAAAUUGGAGUCAAAGCCGGUUCGGAAAGACUGGACGCAGAUGCGCGCACCUCCUUUGGAAAUGUUCCAUUUCGCUCGCAAAGUCGUUGAUGAAUAUACAUAUCUCGAUGGGAAAGUGCAUUCGCUUGUUACCAACUUGACGGCUGAGCGACAUUGGGUUCUUUCUGGUACCCCGCCGAUUCACGACUUUGCUGCUUUGAAGACGAUCGCUGCAUUCCUGAAUAUUCAUCUCGGUGUAGACGAUGACGGAGAAGGUCAGUCCGCUGAGGUCAAGAGACGUCGACGAGAACAGACAGAGGUGGAGAAGUUCCAUUCUUUCCGGGAAGUUCACAGUCUCGAGUGGCACGUACACCGGCAUGAACUCGGGCAAGCUUUCCUUGACAAAUUUGUUCGCCAGAAUAUUGCCGAGAUUGACGAGAUUCCAUGGACGGAAAAAGUUGUCGAUAUCAUUCUACCGGCUGCUGAGCGUGCCAUCUAUUUGGAACUGGAGCAUCACUUACGUGCGCUUGACAUGACUAUCAAACGCGGCAAGAAAACAGAAAGUGACCGAGAGAAACGACUUGCCAAAUCCCUUGGUGAAAGCAAAUCAGCCGAGGAGGCGUUACUCAAGCGCUGUUCACACUUUGAUCUGGAAACCUCGAAUGAAAAUGCCAUGAAGGCCUGCGACGUCAUCGUAGGGGAGCGCCAAAAGCAGCUGGACGAGUGUAAAGCAGACCUCCUCAAAGCGGUGAAGGAUGGCGUGAAGAGAGAAAAGGCCCUUAGCAACGUCGGAAGUGAGUCCAUGUUCCACGAAUGGAUCCGAGUAUGCAGGAGCGAAGGCGUUGACGACAAGGAGGCGACCGAGAUGGUUAUAGAACUCCUGGAUGAGGCUGGCGUUGGUGUCGUAAAGGGCAAAGCGAAGCGAGAGGAUGUCAAUCUCAGCGAGAAGACGAAAGCCCAAGUCUGGGAGCAUCGUGAGAAGACACAUGAAAUCCGGCGACUAACGAAGGAGUUGGUCGGUCGUGUCCGUUCCCUCCGGUAUUUCACAGUCGUGCGCGAUCUUCAAAAGCAGCAAGAGGAGCCGCCAGUUGUGAACUGUCCUAAAUGUGAGCGCCAGAAUCUGCUGAUUGGCGACGUGGCAGUGCUUUCCUCGUGUGGGCAUAUGGGCUGCUUGGAAUGUGUCAGAACGAGCGCUGAGCAGGAAGAGUGCAUUUACGCCGCAUCUGGAGCAUGCAAAAGUGCUGCACGUGUGUUGAAUGUGGUCAAGGCCGAUACUUUAGGUGUCGACGACGAGGGUCGGGAUGGGCAGGGCAAGCACUUUGGGAUGAAACUCGAGAAGGUUGUUAAUUUGAUCAACAAAGAGAUUCCCAAAAAUGAGCGUGUCCUGGUGUUCGUCCAGUUCCCUGAUCUCAUGAAAAAGGUGACCGAAGCCUUCACCUAUAACAAAAUCAAGUUCCUCGAGAUUAGGGGAACCGCGCAUCAGAAGAGCAAGAACCUCGAAACAUUCCAAAACGAGAGCGAAGAACGCGUGCUUCUUUUGAACGUCAUGGACGAAAGCGCUAGUGGGGCUAAUCUGACAUCAGCCAAUCAUGCGGUUUUCUUGUCUCCACUACUUGCACCCUCAAAGGAGAUUUACAAGGCUUGCGAGACGCAGGCUGUGGGUAGGCUAGUUCGCUAUGGCCAGGAAAAACACGUUUAUGUGUGGAGAUUCCUGACGAAGAACACUGUUGACGAGGAUAUUUAUAACCAACGGAGGGAUGUCCAGCCAACGACAUCAUGA